This is a messenger RNA of Maylandia zebra (zebra mbuna), 1117 nucleotides long. It is a transcript of the gene cplane2, whose product is annotated as ciliogenesis and planar polarity effector 2. NCBI's taxonomy places the organism in Eukaryota, Metazoa, Chordata, Actinopteri, Cichliformes, Cichlidae. The record is from RefSeq and is a predicted model, not a curated record. Gene Ontology annotation, molecular function: GTP binding; GTPase activity.
CUUUAGUUUACGGAAGUUUUUACAUUUUGCGGACAGCGGUUGUUAUAAUUUAUAUUUAGGGGUUUUUGUGAUUGAUGUGGAUGCUUUAAAUGUUUUAUUACUGCAGUUCAAGUCUGUAACAAGACAACGUUUAAAAAAAAUAUCCUCUGGCCCAGACGGGAACCGACUUUUGGCCUUUUUAAGCGACAAACCCGAGCUCUGUGUGAUGCUGUAGCUUUGUAACCGACAUGGCAAAGGUUCCUCCCCCAGGAUCAGUCGUAGUCGCAGACUGGCAUCGAUAUAAAGACAGUAAAGAGUAUUUCAGCAAAAUCCUCCACAAGAAGAGACGGAGAAACUUUGGCCUUUUGGAGUCUCCAGUGAUGCCUCCACAUGUAGCUGUGGACACAGUUCAUUAUAAGAUCUUCAUCUCUGGUAAGAGCGGAGUUGGGAAAACUGCUAUUGCUGCACGUCUUGCAGGCAUGAAUAUUCCCAGCAUGCACCAUGAAACCACAGGCAUUGAGACAACAGUGGUGUAUUGGCCAGUGAAGCUAAAAGAAAGCAGCAGAGUGCUUUUCUUCCGUUUUCAGCUGUGGGACUGUGGAGAGAACGCCUUACGCAGAUUUGACCAUUUGCUUCCAUCCUGCAAGGAGCAAGUGGAUGCGGUCCUCUUACUAUUCUCCUUCACAGACAGGACAUCAUUUGAUGAUCUGCCAAAUCAGCUCGCCAAAUGGUCCGAGCCAUCUGUCAGGCGUGUUGUGAAAAUUGUGGUUGGCACCAAAUUCGACCUUUUCAUGCACUGUGAUGUGGCAGAGAGAGAUAUAAGGGACUUCCAGGAGACAUGGGGUAUCCCGGUACUGCGUACAGGCGGGGAGGUCACAGACGGGCUGGGCGACGUAGCCUCGCUCCUCAACUGCCUUGCAGAAAACCUGUGGCAUCAGGACUGCGUUACAGCUGGCUCAGCCAGCCACCAUUCACAGGAGACAGUGACUCUGCUUUAAAAAUGAACAUUGUUUUAAACAGCCUGGACUGAACCAGAGAUGAGGGUGCUCACCUCUGAAUGGGGCUCAUGUUGAGAUGAUGAUACUACAUUACUUGGCUCCAAAUUAUGUAUUCUAAACCCCCCCCCCCCCAAAAAAAA